ACAGCUGCAGUGUUAAGACAACGGCACUAGCCGAGGAGGUGCUUUGUAGCACCAGAGGAAGACUUGAAAAGACCUACAAGGUUGGAAAACGAGAAUUACCGGGUUGAUGUGGUGAGAUGUGCCAUUUUUGCCAUGGCAAAGGGUCUGCUUACAUGGGCCUGGCUGAAAAAGCCCUACUAUAUUCAGGCUCGCUUCUCCUACCUGCGUGUGAAGUACCUGUUCUUCACCUGGCUGGCGGUGUUCGUCGGCAGCUGGGUGGUGUACGUGCAGUACUCUUCCUACACGGAGCUGUGCCGUGGACACGGGUGCAAGAAUGCCAUCUGUGACAAAUACAGGAAGGGGGUGAUCGAUGGCUCCGCCUGCAGCAGCCUGUGCGACAAGGACACGCUGUACCUGGGGAAGUGUCUGUCCACCAAGCCCAACAACCAGGUGUACACGGGCAGCUGGGGGGAUCUGGAGGGGGUCGUCAAGUGCCAAAUGGGGGAGGUCCUGCACUACGAGCUGGGGGCGGAGAUGGAGCCCAGGAAGGAGGCUGCGCUCUUCGACAAGCCCACCAAAGGCACUUCCGUGGAGAAGUUCAAAGAGAUGGUCUUCAGCCAGCUGAAGGCGAAGGUCGGGGAGCAGGCCAACCUGCCGGACCUGGUGGCGCUGGUGCUGUCGGUCGCCGACGGCAACAAGGACGGCCACAUCUCCCUGCCGGAGGCGAAGUCGGCGUGGGCGCUCCUGCAGCUGAACGAGGUGCUGCUGAUGAUCAUCCUGCAGGACAAGGAGCACACGCCCAGGCUGCUGGGCUUCUGCGGGGACCUGUACGUCACUGAGAGGGUGCAGCACACCUCCCUGUACGGGGUCAGCAUCCCCUGGGUCCUGGAGCUGUGGAUCCCGUCGGGCCUGAGGCGCGGCAUGGACCAGUGGUUCACCCCGUCCUGGCCCCGCAAGGCCAAGAUCUCCAUCGGCCUGCUGGAGUUCGUGGAGGACGUCUUCCACGGCACCUUCGGCAACUUCCUCAUGUGCGACGUGCAUGCCGCCAACUUCGGCUACAACGACAAGCACGACCUGAAGAUGGUGGACAUGCGGCGGAUCGUUCCGGAAGCCGCCGUGCGGGAGGCCAUGCGCGAGCGCCGCUGCGAGGCUGACGCCGACUGCGUGUACGGCGCCGACUGCCGCACCUCCUGCGACCUCACCAAGCGCCGCUGCACCCCGGAGGUGCUCCAGCCCAACCUGGCCAAGGCCUGCCUGGCGCUCAAGGACUACCUCCUGAGGGGGGCGCCCUCGGAGAUCCGCGAGGAGCUGGAGAAGCAGCUCUACUCCUGCAUGGCCCUCAAGGGCAACACCGACCAGAUGGAGAUGGAGCACUCGCUCAUCCUGAACAACUUGAAAACUCUGCUGUGGAAGAAGAUCUCCUACACAAAGGACUCUUAGUGAAGGCUGCUGGACCGGUACUGUCACCUCCCUCCUCCUCCUCCUCGGGCCUUCAGGAAACAGCGGGGGGGGGGAUCCAACAUACUGUACAAUCGCAAUGGGAGAAAAGAAAAAAUGCGUCGGCAUUAUUUUAUUUGUUUGUGAAUUCGUUUGUGUACCGUGUACAUUUACCAUUAAGAAUUUUAUUUCCCACUUUAUUUUUUUUUUUAGUUUUUUUAGAUUGUGCCAUACUAAAAGUGAUCUCAACUCCAAGUGGACUUGAUUUUGGGGAGCCAGAAAAAAGGGGUGCCUUCAGACAUUAGCACAUUAUAAUUCUUCUGCAUCCACUACACGAAAAUUGGAUGUUUUUUCCCACUUCUGAAGGAAGUUUCAUUGAUUAAUUGCAGCGGUUUGGUGCUGCUGUUGCCACAUUCAUUCGUUAACCUCUUUGCUAAUGCAAGUACUAUGUUCUUGUAAUGUUUACGGUUUUUUAAAUUGGAGAACCACUAUGUAGUACAUUCUGUGCUGAAGGCCAUUUGCUGCUGUAUGAAAAUGAAUUGCAACAAUCCAGAAAUUAAGAUGUUUACCGUACAAUGUUGAAGUAGCAUGAUGAAUUUGCACAUUAAAUGAUGUACAACACAGCUUGUCUCUCAAUGCAGAUCCUCCACAAUACACAAACUUGUGUAUAUUCAGGUACAUAGCACAACAGAAGCUCGGUCUCACUGUGAAAUCAGUCCAGUGAAAAACAACAUUCUCACUGCUUCAGAGAGAGGCAUGCCAGUACUUGUUUCAAUUUUAGGCAUAAAACCCGAAUUAUAAUUCAUCUCAGAA
This is a messenger RNA of Megalops cyprinoides (Indo-Pacific tarpon), 2229 nucleotides long. RefSeq names its product divergent protein kinase domain 1Aa (gene dipk1aa). NCBI's taxonomy places the organism in Eukaryota, Metazoa, Chordata, Actinopteri, Elopiformes, Megalopidae. The transcript has 6 exons. The coding region runs from base 133 to 1419 and encodes 428 amino acids. The record is from RefSeq and is a predicted model, not a curated record.